UCAAACCAGGGAAUGUCCAGUUAAAUAGUUCAGCAGUGAAUAAGAAAGCGUGUAAGGGAAAAGUCAUCACCUUUAACUGCUCGGCUGAUGCAUAUCCAGCAGUGACAUCAUACCAGCUGUUUGAGAACGAACUUGCCAUUUAUAACACAAGUGCUGCAGGAAUGUGGAGCAAGACUUUGGAAAAUGAAGGAGUUUUUGUCUAUAAAUCUGUGGCGAACAACUCUCUUGGAUCAGGAAACAGCAUUAGUGGUGCUAUCACUGUAAAUGUUCCUUCUUCAAUUAUCCAAAUAACACAAGAUCAGAAUGUAACUGAGGGUGUCAAUGUGACUCUUACGUGUAAUGUGUCUGGAGUGCCUCCACCAAUAGUGUCUUGGAUGAAACCUAAUGGUGAUCGUCGUGUUGGAUACCUGUUGGAGGUUACAAACAUUAACAGAAGUGAAGCUGGUGAAUACAAAUGUGAAGCCAGUGAUGAGUGUGGCAAUGCAACAGAGAUGGCAGAGAUUGAUGUGCUUUAUCAACCCGAAUUCACCAGCGUCAGUGAUGAUGAAGUUCUUGUUGAAGGUGAAGGUGACCCCAGUGUUACCUUAGAGUGUACUGCAGAUGGUGAACCAACACCAAACAUCACCUGGACCAGAGUAUAUGACAAUGGAAGUGAUGGUGGUGUACUGGCAACUGAGAGUCAGUUUGUCCUUGAAAACAACAGAACUAAAAGUGAAACAUAUCGCUGUACGGCAUAUAAUGGGAUAGGAACUGCACCAAAUCGCACAGUUAAAGUAGAAGUUAAUUUUAAACCAGAGAUUGUCAAGCCAUUGGUGAAUGAUUCAACUGUCUGUGAAGGUGAUGUCAUUAGUAUCACCUGUUCAGCAGACAGUAGACCUGCAGUGCAUACUUAUCAGUUGUUUGAGAAUGGAAUACUAGUUGCUGAUGGAAACAGCUCAGCUGGGGUGUGGAUAGUAAGGAGGGAUUUAAAAGAAGGAAACUUUAGUUACAGAUGUGUGGCUAAUAACACUAUCAGUACAUCUGAGGAGACUGUCAAUAUCACAGGGAAAGGUACGGUGUGAGAAUGUGGUUGUUGA
Messenger RNA from Stylophora pistillata, 1076 nucleotides. Its product is annotated as hemicentin-1-like. Gene Ontology annotation, cellular component: cell-cell junction; plasma membrane. The record is from RefSeq and is a predicted model, not a curated record. Gene Ontology annotation, molecular function: cell adhesion molecule binding. Gene Ontology annotation, biological process: cell-cell adhesion. Lineage: Eukaryota; Metazoa; Cnidaria; Anthozoa; Scleractinia; Pocilloporidae.